CCCCAACGGGCCGAAUGCGUGGCAGAAAAAGAUCUUUCAAACUUGGCGGCGCGGGUAGUGGUUGAGCAGGCGUGGUUGAGCAGGCCGAGAAACGGAGCGCGGGAGGUUCCCCUGUAGAUUCGGGUAAACCACGGGCAUUCGGGUAAGAUACCGGGAUGGGCCCGAGACCCGUCGAAUCCAAUCCAAUCCCGCUUUGAUGCCGGCCACAGCUCGACCACCAUCCCACCCUCCCACGACCCCGCCGAGCUCCCCAAAGUCGCCCCCCCGGAGGAGGCCACGAGAUGCCUCCUCAUAUCGCCCUGCGGGCGUUUGCCCGUCCAAUGGCGAGCAGGCUUUCUGAACCUCUUCGCUCCUCGAUCGGGGCAACUCCAAGGACACCAAUACCACACAGACUCUCUACUCGACUCUCUCGAUUGCCCUCCGGCUUGAGCCGAAGCCCAAUCUGCCCCAGCUGCACCCUCCAGCCCGGACUGCGAGCCUAUUCGACCAACCCCCCACCGAGUAAACCCACAGACGACAACCCCAGCAGCAGCAGCAGCAGCCAUGACAACAAAACCGACAGCCCAGACCGCUCCUCCUCCUCCCCAGCCCAACCACAUGACCAAACCCCCCCACGCGCCGCAGACAACCGCCCGGACCCCGCCCUCCCGUCCACAGCCGAGUCCUCGCGCCACGCCCUCUCCGCCCGCUUCAGCACCUUCAUGGACAACCUGCAGUCCCGCGUCUUCGUCGCGAGCCAGACGCUCAACGACCUGACGGGCUACAGCGCGAUCGAGGCGAUCAAGGCCGAGAACUCGGCGCUCGAGCGGCGCCUCGAGGCGGCGCAGGCGCGCCUGCACGCCGCGCGCCAGUCGUACAAGGACCUGACCUCCCGCCGGGCCUCGACGCAGCGCGAAGUGACGACGCUGCUCGCGCGCAAGGACUCGUGGGCGCCCGGCGACCUGGAGCGGUUCACGGCGCUGUACCGUCUGGACCACGAGCUCGAGGCCGGGGUGUCGGCCGCGGCGGCGGAGCUCACCGAGGCCGAGGCGGACGAGGACCGCCUGUCGGCGUCGCUCAACGCGGGGAUCCUGCGGCGGUACCACGAGGAGCAGAUCUGGAGCGACCGGAUCCGCCGCCAGAGCACGUGGGGCACUUGGGGCCUGAUGGGCGUCAACGUCCUGCUGUUCCUGGGCCUGCAGUUUGUCGCCGAGCCGUGGCGCCGGCGGAGGCUCGUCAAGGGCAUCGCCGAGGGCGAGAGGGGCGUGCUGGACGAGCUGCGGCAGGAGGUCGCGACGCUGAGGACCGUGCUGGCUGAGAGGGUCAUUGCUCCCGGCGGAGGCGACGUCCAGUCGUCCGAACCCGUUCCCGUCGCUACCCUGGACUCGCCUGCGGGCCUAGACGACGUGGUGGCGCUACCCGAGAUGGCCCGCCUCGGCGGCGAGCAGCCCGCGCCAUCGUGGAAGGAGGUGCUUUCGGAUCCCGAACGGUGGCGGCCGGCGUUGCGUGACUUGUACAGCGAGCGGAGGAUAGACUUGCGGAUGAGGGAUGCCACCGUCAUCGCGAUGGAAGGUGCCGCAGCCGGGGCGCUGGUCGCGGCGGGGGUCGUCUUCAUGUUACUUAGGAGGACAUAGCCAUGAGAAAUAUGGCCAGAGCCGAUGUCUAUACUGUAAAUAGAAUAGAACCUGUUACAUACCUGGUAUCGAAACUGUAGAACUGCA
Phialemonium atrogriseum is the source of this 1700-nucleotide messenger RNA. Its product is annotated as Mdm33 family-domain-containing protein. Gene Ontology annotation, biological process: inner mitochondrial membrane organization. The record is from RefSeq and is a predicted model, not a curated record. Bases 282 to 1613 code for a protein of 443 amino acids. Gene Ontology annotation, cellular component: mitochondrial inner membrane. The transcript has a single exon. Lineage: Eukaryota; Fungi; Ascomycota; Sordariomycetes; Cephalothecales; Cephalothecaceae.